UAUUUUUUAUCCACAACAUGGUAAAAUAUGUCGAUAAACAUGUCGCCGUACGGCCCAACUUUGGAAGAACAGCUUUCGUCCAUAAUGGACGUACUUGCGAAAGCUGCCGUAUCUGAAAUUAGCCAACUGUUCUCGGAAGGCUCGGCUACCCUUCGAUCACAAAUAACUCGGAGCCUGAAAGAAAACCAAGCGCUGAGGAUGAGGAUGAAGGUGAUGAGGAGUACGCUGUUUUCUUUGCGGAUUCAAACGAGAUCAAAUGCAUCCUGUGCGGCAAGUCGUUUUACCCUGGCUCGAGCCAACAUCUGCAAACCACAGACUAAACCACAGGGAGAUGAACACUGCGAUGACUUUGGAGACCGCAGCACACAGCGCGGCGCCCCCACAGAUGGUCUGCAUGUGGACGCCCCUGGCUCCUCCCACCUGUCCAGUCACAGCGAGGAGCUGAGGCUCCUGAGCGUCCACGGAAAAGGGGGGGGCCCACUGGCGCUGCACGGCCAUGACACCCUCUUCACUGCGUCCGAACCAGAGGCUCUGAGCUCGCUGUCCACGGAACACGGCGUGGUCAAGAGCCUGGAGCGCGGCAAGCAGCUGGUCCGCCGCGAGGAGCUGACUGGGCAGCAGACCCCAGACACCAUUUUAACCAAGGAUGAAGAGGAUAUUGGUGGAGGCAUGCCCGCUGUAGAAGACUGCGAUGAGUUUGGAGACUGCAGCACACAACACGGCGCCACCUUGGAUAGUCUGCAUGUGGAAGCCCCUGGCUCCUCCCACAUGUCCAGUAACAGCGAGGAGCUGCGGAUCCUGAGUGUCCACGGUAAAGGGGAGUACCCAUUGGCGGUGGACGGCCAUGACAACCUCUUCACCGUGUUCAAACUGGAGACUCUGAGCUCGCUGUCUGCGGAACACAGCGUGGCAAAGAGCCUGGAGCGCGGCGAGCAGCUGGUCCACCGUGAGGAGCUGACUGGGCAUCGGGGCGGCAGCAAGGACCGGCCCGGUGUGUUGUCUGGCGAGUGUUUUCCCGACAAAACCAAUAUGGUCAUCCACAGGCGUACCCACACGGGCGAGAAGCCGUACGGGUGCGACCAGUGCACGGAGCGCUUCAAACUGAAAGACAGCCUGAAGAGCCACAUGAGGAGGACUCACUCCGGGGAGAAGCCCUACAGGUGUGAUCAAUGCGUGAAGUGCUACUAUAGGAGCUCUCACCUGAAGAGGCACAUGAAGACUCACUCCAGGGAGAAACCCUACAGGUGCAACCAAUGCUUGAAGCGCUUUAUGAGGAGUUCCAACCUGACGGUCCACAUGAGGACUCACUCCGAGGAGAAGCCCUACAGGUGCAACCAAUGCGUGAAGCGCUUCAAUCAGAGAAGUCACCUGAAGGUCCACAUGAGGACUCACUCCGGGGAGAAGCCCUACAGGUGUGACCAAUGUGGGACUAGUUUCAAUCAGAGUACCCACCUGAAGGUCCACAUGAGGAUACACUCCGGGCAGAAGCCUUAUAGGUGUGACCAAUGUGUGAAGCGCUUCAAUCAGUGCUCCGCCCUGAAGAGCCACAUGAGGACUCACUCCGGGGAGAAACCCUACAGGUGUAACCAAUGCGUGAAGCGCUUCAGUCGGAAUUCCAGCCUGAAGGUCCACAUGAGGACUCACUCCGGGGAGAAGCCCUACAGGUGUAACCAAUGCGUGAAGCGCUUCAGUACGAGUUCAAACCUGACGGUCCACAUGAGGAGGACUCACUCCGGGGAGAAGCCCUGAAGGUGCAACACCAGCCUCAGUGACCCUAGCAAUUUGCGUUGGCACAUGCUCAAGCACAGAGGCAAUGGGGUGCUUUGACACGGGCAAUGGGACCUUUUAAUUCACACCUCUAUCCUGUUUUCGUUUAAAUUUGUCUGUUCUAGUUAUUUUUUAUUCACGAUUAUAGCUCUAUAGCUCUGUUCCAGACUGUUCCCGGGAAGAAGAUUCCUGCGCCUGGGAGUUUGCAAACCAUUUCAGGUUUUGUUGAUAGCUAAUGCAAAUGGUAAUAAGCCUUAAUCUUUCAAACCUAGUCCUUCUCGACCUCUCGUAUCUUGUUACAGUAUUCAAUUUUUUUUUUGUUAUCCACAAUAGGGUAAAAUAUGUUGAUAAAGAUGUCGCCGUGCGGCCCAACUUUGGAAGAACAGCUUGAAUACACAUUGCAUUUAGGGGUUUUAUUUGUUCAUCAACACGGCGGAUGCGAGCGCAGAAUGAUCAUAAAAAUACAAUUAGUUUUGACCGGUUGCCAUGGUUAUCUCUGUGUGGUUACUUCUACUAAUUAUGCUUGCACUUAAAUGCCUGGUCAUCUCUUGAAAGUGCAUCAUGACCAGAGCCCCGCUAAAAUACAAGGACUACUUGUGCAGUUUAUAGUAGAAUGAUUUACAUCUUCUUCAUAGCAGACCGGUGUCAGGAAUGCUCAGAUCAGCUCUGAUUCCCAAUAUAACUACAGUAUUGGUAAAACAGGGGAUAGUAAACAACAGAUCGUCUGGGUUUUGUCUUCAUGACCUCCCCACAUCUUUAAAAGGGGGAGACGUAGCGGUGCUACGUCUCAAAUGGAUACAUACUGUAUCCCUUUGUGCAAAUUAUUAAUUUAGUACAAUUAGUACAAUUACUUCCUGCAUUUAUUCCC
Gadus morhua (Atlantic cod) is the source of this 2635-nucleotide messenger RNA. RefSeq names its product zinc finger protein 25-like. Gene Ontology annotation, biological process: regulation of transcription by RNA polymerase II. Gene Ontology annotation, molecular function: RNA polymerase II cis-regulatory region sequence-specific DNA binding; DNA-binding transcription factor activity, RNA polymerase II-specific. Bases 28 to 1749 code for a protein of 573 amino acids. The record is from RefSeq and is a predicted model, not a curated record. Lineage: Eukaryota; Metazoa; Chordata; Actinopteri; Gadiformes; Gadidae. The transcript is spliced from 4 exons.